Molecule: messenger RNA, 1966 nt
Organism: Phragmites australis (common reed)
Lineage: Eukaryota; Viridiplantae; Streptophyta; Magnoliopsida; Poales; Poaceae
Product: phospholipase A1-Ibeta2, chloroplastic-like
Exons: 1
Coding region: 170-1651 (493 amino acids)
Biological process (GO): lipid metabolic process
Molecular function (GO): glycerophospholipase activity
Source: RefSeq, a predicted model, not a curated record
CGUUGACGCAAUCUGCUCCAGCUUCUUCCACCGCCAUCGUCCGAGCCUACAUAAAUGAGCUAUCACGAUCGGGCUGGACUCAUCGGAUCAUCUGCUCCGCAGGGCUCUCGCCGCCGUUGCCGACUUGUAUGCAGCUCCCUUGCCGUAGCAACUACUACUUUUGCCUUGCAUGUCCACCGCCGCGGCGCUGCCCCCACAGACGCUGCACCGCCCUGCGGUGACCGCCAGAGUCGCCGCGGCGCCGAGCAACAGCGUCCAUCUAGGUAACCUCGAGAGUCUUUUCCGGAACCGGAGCGCCGUUGAGGGUGGGAGUGGGACGACGACGUCGUCUGCUCUGCAGCCGGUGGUCGGGAAUAGGAGGCAGCAGCCGCUGCUGCGGCUGCCGUCGUUCCUCGCGCGGACCAGGGGCGAAGCGGCCGUGAGGGAGGAGACGGCGCCCGCCCUGUCGCCGCGGCGGCUGGAGCGCCUGCUCCAGCCGGUGGCGCCCGACGGGCCGUCGCCGCGGGGGAACAUCGCGGCGGCGUGGCGGCAGCUGCACGGCGAGGACGGCUGGCGCGGCCUGCUCGACCCGCUGCACCCUGACCUCCGCCGCGAGAUCGUGCGCUACGGGGAGUUCGUCGACGCCGCGUAUGGCGCCUUCUUGUCCCGACCCGACGCCGCGCCAGGGGACCGCGCGCGCGUCCCGCUCCAGGACCCCGCGUACCGCGUCACGGCGCCGCUGUUCGCGACCUCCUCCCUGGGACUCCCGCCCUGGCUCUCCGCUGCCGCGCCGUGCGCCGCGCAGCGGACGAGCCUCGUCGGGUACGUCGCCGUCUGCGACAGCCCCGCCGAGGUCCGCCGCAUGGGCCGCCGCGACAUCGUCAUCGCGCUCCGCGGCACCUGCACCGUGCUCGAGUGGGCCGAGAACGUUCGCGCCGGUCUCGUCCCGGCAACCGAUAACGCCGUCGCCUCGACGGACGCGUCCAACACGAAGGUGGAAUGCGGGUUCUGGAACCUCUACAAGACAGCCAGCGAUCGGUCGCCGAGCUUGUCGGAGAUGGUCGUGUCCGAAGUGCGCAGGCUACUCAACAAGUACAAAGGGGAGGAGUUGAGCAUCACGGUCACGGGGCACAGCCUGGGUGCGGCGCUGGCCGUGCUCAUCGCCGACGAGCUCGCGGGCCGUGCGCAGGCGCCGGUCGCGGUGUUCUCGUUUGGCGGGCCGCGGGUGGGCAACCGCGCGUUCGCGGAGCGCGUGGAGGCCCGGGGCGCCCGCGUGCUCCGCCUGGUGAACGCGCACGACGUCGUGCCGCGCUUCCCGCCCGGUCUGCCGCUGCCGGGCUACGCCGACGUGGGCCGCGAGCUGCGCCUCGACAGCCGCGCGUCGCCGUACCUCCGGCCCGACGCCGACGCCGCGUGCUGCCACGACCUCGAGGCGUACAUCCACCUCGUCGACGGCUUCCUCGGCUCGCACUGCCCGUUCCGGGCCAACGCCAAGCGCAGCAUCCUGCGGCUGGUCAAGAACCAGCGCGGCAACGUCAAGCAGCUCUACAUCAGCAAGGCCAAAGACAUGCGUAUCCGGCUCGAUGGCGGCUGCACCGACAUGCCCGGGUCAGCGCUCGGCUCCAUCGACGUGGCCGGCGCGGCGAACACCGUCAUGGAGUGCGUGCACUGACGACCUCGACGGCGAUGCGAGCUUUUCUGGACUUGCAUAUGUCGGCGAUGAAAAAUUGUUUGGUCAACAGAUAAUGGGGUUGACUCUGUUUUCUUCCCUCUUUGUUUUUUUUUAUUGUAUUUGGUCGCAACUUUUUCCAAGUACAGAAGACGAUGUGCUGUUGCAGGUUGUUGUAAAAGAUAUACCAAACAUGGAAUAGGUAGGUAGGUACAUUGGAAACAUUUGUAUAGAUGAAGAUUUAUUGAUUGACUGGUUGAGAAAAAAUUGUAUCUUCGUGCUUUGUUAUACGGAGUGAAAACAUUUGUUCUCGUGACA